AUGGCUGAAAGAAAUACAGGUUCUUCUUCGUCUUCAAUUGGGUUUCUAUCAAUGAAAUCAUUAUUCGGUUUGUUGUCAAUUGCAUUAAUGGUGUUCAUGUUAUCAUGGUUCUUACUCUUAACCUCCGACGGCCGAUCUCGACUCAUCGAUCACAAUCUAUUACCCCAUUCAAGGCAACAUUCCACCAUCGACAAUCCCAAUCCCACCCCAAAUUCUCCGACCCACAAUGCACAAUCAAUCCAUCAUCAACAACCAGAAAUUCUAAGAGUCUUCAUGUACGAUUUACCCCCAGAAUUCCAUUUCGAGAUCCUGUACUGGAAUCCAGAGGGUAAGAAUAUAUGGCCGGAUCUCCGUUCAAAAGUGCCGGAGUACCCCGGCGGAUUAAACCUGCAACAUAGCGUAGCGUACUGGCUCACUCUAGACCUUUUAUCCUCAAAUACUCAAACCGCCAUUAGAGUUUAUAACUCGAGUGAAGCUGACGUCAUCUUCGUCCCCUUCUUCUCUUCUGUAUGCUUCAAUCGAUUUUCUAGGUUAAACCCUCAUCAAAAAACCAACAGGAACAAAGAACUACAACAGAAGUUAGUCAAAUACCUAACGGGUCAACCCGAAUGGAAAAGAUCCGGCGGCAUAGACCACAUUAUUGUCGCUCAUCAUCCUAACAGCUUACUCGAUGCGAGAUAUCAGCUAUGGCCCGCCAUGUUUAUCCUUUCAGAUUUCGGAAGGUAUCCGCCAACUAUUGCAAACAUCGAUAAAGAUCUAAUCGCACCUUACAAACACAUAAUCAAAAGCUACACCAACGAUUCAUCAACUUUUGAUACCCGACCCAUUUUACUGUUCUUCCAAGGCGCCAUUUACAGAAAAGACGGAGGUUUCAUCCGUCAAGAAAUCUUCUACCUUUUACAGAAAGAAAAAGACGUUCAUUUCAAAUUCGGAAGUGUUCAAAAGCAAGGGGUUCCUUCUGCUACAAAAGGAAUGCGAUCUUCAAAAUUCUGUUUAAACAUCGCAGGUGACACCCCGUCUUCUAACCGUUUGUUUGACGCCAUUGUUAGCCACUGUGUUCCUGUGAUUAUUAGCGAUGAAAUUGAGUUACCAUUUGAAGAUGUUCUUGAUUACUCGGAGUUUUGUGUUUUUGUGAAGACGUCUGAUGCUAUAAAAGAGGGGUUUUUGAUCAAUUUUAUUAGAAGUAUUGGGAGAGAUGAGUGGACUCGAAAAUGGAAGAAGCUUCAAGAAGUCAAACAUUAUUUUGACUAUCGGUAUCCUUCUGUGAAAGGUGAUGCAGUGCAGAUGAUAUGGAGAGGGGUUUUGAAGAAAGUUCCGGUUAUAAAGAGGCGGUUACAUGUUGCAAACCGGUUUUCAAGAUUUGGAAAACCGGACCGGAAGUUUUUCCAGUUGCCUAGAAAUUUAACAGUUUGA
Messenger RNA from Lactuca virosa, 1413 nucleotides. NCBI's taxonomy places the organism in Eukaryota, Viridiplantae, Streptophyta, Magnoliopsida, Asterales, Asteraceae. The record is from the annotation of a GenBank genome assembly.